This is a messenger RNA of Raphanus sativus (radish), 1172 nucleotides long. Its product is annotated as plasmodesmata-located protein 4. The transcript is spliced from 4 exons. Gene Ontology annotation, cellular component: plasmodesma. The record is from RefSeq and is a predicted model, not a curated record. The coding region runs from base 38 to 1003 and encodes 321 amino acids. Lineage: Eukaryota; Viridiplantae; Streptophyta; Magnoliopsida; Brassicales; Brassicaceae. Gene Ontology annotation, biological process: plasmodesmata-mediated intercellular transport; transport of virus in multicellular host.
AUAACUUAUAAUCUUUCCCUCUCGAUAUGUCUCAAAUAUGGUUGUUCACUUGAUCUCUGCUAUAUUCGCACGAACCCUAACCCUAAUCGUUAUCUUUCUUCCCUCUCUCAUUAACACAUCCCAAUUGGAUUACGACGCUCUAGUGUUCAGUCAAUGUGAUUCAUCAGACACAAAUAUCCUCCAAAAGACAACAACCACAAAAGAUCCAAAUUACUCUAAUCAUAAUUUCUUUCUUCGUGCACAAGCUCUUUAUUCUUUCUUACGCAAACUCGAGUCAGAAUCCUCUCGAGCGAAGUUCUUUAAGACUCUAGCUGGUAACGAAGAACAUGCGGUCUCGGGAUGGUUCCAAUGCAGAGAAGAUUAUCCGAGUGAGAUAUGUCAUAGAUGUGUUAGUGAGCUUCGUGAUAUUUCGUCUAGAUUGUGUGGAAAUGCUACGUCAGCUCGUAUUCAUCUCCGAGGAUGUCAAAUGGUGUACGAAAUCGAACUCGUCGAUGCCCCUACUGCUCAAGCUAAUAAUCAUCAUAACUACAAGUUACUGGAAACACCGGAACGCGGUCUCAUCCACAAGAUAUGUGACGGAGCUACGGCGGAGACGUUCGCCGGAUUCGAAGAGAUGAGAACGGAGGCACUCACUGCUGCCGAAACAGGAGUCGUUGACGGGCACGGGUUCUACGAGGAAAGCUACAAGCUCCUCCACGUUGUGGCUCAGUGCGACGGCCACGUUGAAGCCUGUGAUUGCGGCGAGUGCGUCAGUGCGGCCGCGGCAGCAGCGGCAGAAGAGUGUCCGUGGUCUAUCGCCGGCCAAAUAUACUUGGAAGGGUGCUACGUUGGGUAUACGUAUUACCCGCAUGAACAUCCCGGUGGAUCAUACCACGAGGAAGUGGGAAAAGCAAGCACGGGGAAGUCGUUGGCGAUAGUUGUAGGAGGAGUCGCGGCUUUGGUCUUCGUUGCUAUUUUCUUCUUGUUCCUCGAGAGCUUGCGUAGAAAAGGAGAUGAUUGUUGAAGGAGAAAAUCUACAUCGAAGAGAAGUUGGGAAAAUUUUGUGCUCCUUGUAUUUGUUAAAGGCAGCUUAAUAAAAAUUGGUUGUUACCAUUUACUUCACAAUGAAAGAUGUCAAAUUUGGUUGGAAAUAUAACAACAGCGUCAAUAGUGAGAUAGCAUAAUAAUGUAAA